Molecule: messenger RNA, 1333 nt
Organism: Tilletiaria anomala UBC 951
Lineage: Eukaryota; Fungi; Basidiomycota; Exobasidiomycetes; Georgefischeriales; Tilletiariaceae
Product: putative aspartate semialdehyde dehydrogenase
Exons: 4
Coding region: 86-1174 (362 amino acids)
Biological process (GO): L-threonine biosynthetic process
Molecular function (GO): NAD binding; aspartate-semialdehyde dehydrogenase (NADP+) activity; NADP binding
Source: RefSeq, a predicted model, not a curated record
CUCAUCUGUCCAAGUUAAGCUAAGCGUAUAGAGUGCAUUUGGUCCCGUACGCAUCGGACUCCUAGGGAGGUAGGCACCGUACACGAUGGCAAAGGUCAAGGUAGGCGUAUUGGGUGCCACUGGCACCGUGGGCCAAAGGUUCAUCCUCCAACUGGCGGACCAUCCUCAGUUCGAGCUGGCUGCACUCGGGGCUUCAUCAUCUUCCACAGGGAAGUCAUACAAAGAUGCGGUGGCAGGGAGAUGGAAGCAAGUCAAGCCCAUUCCUGAGAAUGUCAAGAACGUGACUCUGGUCGAAUGCGAGCCGAAAGAGUUUGUUGACUGCGAAGUAGUCUUUAGCGGGCUCGACAGCGGGCCAGCUAGCACAAUCGAACCUGCAUUCCGAGACGCCAACCUGCGCGUGUUUUCGAACGCACGCAACUACCGCAUGGACCCCGUCUGUCCACUCGUCGUUCCACUUGUCAACCCCGAUCACUUCAGCAUCAUUCCACAUCAACGAUCCACCUUGUCUCCGUCGCCAUCCAAAGGAUUCAUCAUCACAAACGCAAACUGCUCCACGACCGGAAUCGUUGUGCCUUUGAAGGCUCUCCAGGACGCGUUUGGCCCACUCGACAAAAUUAUGGUUUCGACACUGCAGGCAGUUUCCGGCGCAGGCUACCCAGGCGUCAGCUCCUUUGAUAUUCACGACAACGUAGUGCCAUACAUCUCGGGUGAGGAGGAGAAGAUCGAGAGCGAGACGCGCAAGAUCCUUGGAGGUAUCAAUGCAAAUUCGACGGCGUUUGAGCAGCUCGACGAUCUCGCCAUCUCCGCGCACUGCAACCGCGUGCCCGUAUUGGACGGGCAUACUGAGUGCGUCUCUGUCAGCUUCAAGAAACAGCCAGCACCGAGCGUGGAGGAGGUAAAGGAAGUUCUGAGGAAGUACACAUGCGAAGCGCAGAAACUUGGCUGUCAUUCCGCACCUAAACAGGUCAUCACCGUGCACGACGAGCCGGAUCGACCGCAGCCGCGGCUGGAUAGAGACUGGCAGGACGGAGCCGGCGUGAAUGUCGGGCGCGUGCGGAAGUGCCCAGUAUUUGACAUUAAGUUUGUGGCGUUGUCCAACAAUGUUAUGAUCGGCGCCGCUACGAGUUCGGUCAUGAACGCAGAAAUCGCUCUCGCGAAGGGGUAUUUGGCUUGAUGUAAACGAACGAAAUAGAGGAUACAAAAUAUGAAAAGGGCCAGGAGGCGCCUGUUGUCUUUUGUGGAUGGCAAUAUGCAUUACAGGCCGUCUAUCGCGCGGUGGGCCUGAAGAGUAUGUUAAGCAGAAGCGGGCAAUGAAGUGAUCAGCAGCUACUAU